AUGAAACAACCAAGUGACCUCCAUGUGAUAUCAGUCGUUUACGUGAUUGCUGAAGGGGUUGCUAGUAUAAGCGAAGAUUCUUGUGUUGGUAAAUUUUUGGCUACCAUCCUUCUGAACUAUGACGGGGAGGAAAUUCAAGAUUAUGAUGAGGUAGUGGCCUCUCUAUCGGGUAUAGGUUAUUAUUCUGAGAGCCCUUUGAAACUUGAUAUCAAUUUUAAGAAUAGGGAAAGUCUUCCCGCAAAGCUAUCUAUUGUAGAACCACCAAAGCCUGAAUUGAAGGUACUUCCACCUCACCUUUACUAUGUGUUCUUGGGAACCAAUAACACUUUACCCGUGAUUAUUGUGACGAAUUUGCUUGAAAGGCAAGCACAAUCGCUUUUAAGGGUGUUAGAAGCUUCUUGGGUCAUGCGUGCUUUUUAUCGGAGGUUCAUAAAGGAUUUCUCUAAGGUGGCUCAUCCUCUUUGCAAGCUACUUGAAAAGGAAAGUGGCUUCGAGUUUGAUGAAGCUUGUGUCAAUGCAUUUUUCUAUUUAAAAGAGGCUCCUAUCAUUUUUUCUCCUAAUCGGAGCAUUCCAUUUGAGCUAAUGUGUGAUGCAAGCAAUGUAGCUUUGGGGGCUAUACUUGGCCAACACAAGGGAAAUUUAUUUUACCCGAUCUACUAUGCAAGUAAGACCUUAAAUGUAGCUCAAAAGAACUACACCAUCAUUGAGCAAGAUUUGUUAGCCGUGGUGUAUGAUUUUUAG
Molecule: messenger RNA, 741 nt
Organism: Solanum tuberosum (potato)
Lineage: Eukaryota; Viridiplantae; Streptophyta; Magnoliopsida; Solanales; Solanaceae
Exons: 2
Coding region: 1-741 (246 amino acids)
Source: RefSeq, a predicted model, not a curated record